This is a messenger RNA of Orussus abietinus, 1362 nucleotides long. RefSeq names its product macro domain-containing protein CT2219. NCBI's taxonomy places the organism in Eukaryota, Metazoa, Arthropoda, Insecta, Hymenoptera, Orussidae. Gene Ontology annotation, cellular component: nucleoplasm. Gene Ontology annotation, biological process: DNA damage response; peptidyl-glutamate ADP-deribosylation; purine nucleoside metabolic process. Bases 465 to 1157 code for a protein of 230 amino acids. The record is from RefSeq and is a predicted model, not a curated record. The transcript has 6 exons. Gene Ontology annotation, molecular function: ADP-ribosylglutamate-[protein] hydrolase activity.
CUAAUGACAAUUUAUCCAAUCUGGUAUUGCAUAAAUACCGACGGGGGAGACUUAAUAUCUGUUACUUAAACAUCGUUUUGUUCCUAUUUUACUGAUAACACGGGCGUAAAAUGUAUUUACACCGCGUUUAAUACCAGUAGAUUAACGGUAGUUAUAAAACUGAUGUAAAACAGCAGGUGUAAAUGUACUAAUUCAUUCGACCAACAGCAAGUGGCGCUCAUGCGGGAAAAAUCGCUGCAACCAGAGAUGAGCAUCUCUGCUGCAACAAACUACGGACCCGGGGUGAUUCAUGUUUUUCAAUAUUCUUUUUGCGCAGACAGAACAAGGAUAAUUUUUGCGACUUUCAUACACUUAUAAAUGUAGUGUCGAACGGAAAUUUAAUAAAAAGUAUAUUAAGUCCAUUGUGUGUACACAGUGGGCUUGCAAAAUAUUUUUCCACUGCCCAUAAUAACCUUGAAACGAAGAUGUCCUUUGAAUCGGAGAAACAAAAGUAUUUCCAUAUGCCCAUUGAAGAAAAACGACAAUUUUAUAAAACAGGCAUGACAACUAUAGAUCAAAUUUUGUCAUGGACUGAUUAUUGGAAUAAGAAUAAAACUAAUAUCGGGGUCACAACAUUGGAAAAAGUGGAAAAAGUGAAUACAGAAUUGGCUGAUAAAAUUUCUUUAUGGCAAGGUGAUAUCACUUCUUUGGAGAUUGAUGCAAUUGUGAAUGCAGCAAAUUCAAGUUUACUAGGAGGAGGUGGAGUUGAUGGAGCAAUUCAUAGAGCAGCAGGACCAAAUCUCAAAAAAGAAUGUGCAACACUGGGUGGAUGUCAUGUUGGAGAAGCUAAAAUAACUGGAGGUUACCUGCUGCCAGCUAAAUAUGUCAUUCAUACAGUGGGACCUCAGGGAGAACACCCGGAUAAGUUAAGGGAAUGUUACAAAAGUUGCCUUGCUGUUGCUAAAGAGAAUCAACUUCGUACCAUAGCAUUUCCAUGUAUAUCUACAGGUGUAUAUGGGUACCCUCAGAGGCCAGCAGCUAAAGUAGCUUUAGCUACAGUUAAAAAGUUUCUCCUCGACGACAAAGAUCAAUUUGACCGAAUAAUUUUCUGUGUUUUCCUUCCUUCUGAUAAGGACAUCUAUGAAGAGUUGCUUCAGAAAUACUUUGGUCUUGAAUAAGUAACCUCAUGUUAUUCAUUUGUAAAAUAUAUUCCGUUACCAAUGGCUGUAAACUUAUUAGAUUUUUGUGGAUGAAACAUUAUCAAAUAUUAAAGUACACCAAUUUUACAUCGAACAAAAAUACCGCACCUUAUUCUUCCUGCGUGUUUUCAGCAUACCUGAAAUAUUAAAAGAUUAUGCACCAAAGAGCUCCUUUUUUAAAUUU